Staurois parvus is the source of this 1470-nucleotide messenger RNA. The record is from the annotation of a GenBank genome assembly. NCBI's taxonomy places the organism in Eukaryota, Metazoa, Chordata, Amphibia, Anura, Ranidae.
GGCUGUGAUGGGAAUACAGAUGGUGGUCACCUUAUUGGUGGCCAGUAUCAUGCAGAGAGUGUCCCCCCACUACUCCUUUGCACGAUGGAUUCUCUGUAAUGGAAGCUUGUUUCGUUUCAAACACCCAACUGAAGAUGAACUGCGAGCCCUUGCUGGGAAGCAGAAACCCAAAGCAAAGAGAGAAAGGAGAGUUAAUGGGAUGACUGAAGAGAAACCCCUGACAGUGCCAAGAGACAUAGAUCUGCACUUGGAUAUUCAACCAAUCACUACCGUUGAUGCCCUUGUCCUUCGCUAUUUCCUGGAGUAUCAGUGGUUUAUAGACUUUGCUUUGUAUUCAACCAUCAUCUAUUUAUUCACUGAGGGAUACUACUGCCUUGUGGAUGCCCAAAAUGAAGUUUAACAUAGGGGUUCUCUGGUGUCUGAUAACGGUCAUUUUCUGCAUUAAAGUCCUCAUGACCAUGAUGAAACAUUACUUCCGUUCUGAAGAAGGAGGAGAACGUUCCGUCUGUUUGACAUUUGCUUUCUUUUUUCUUCUCAUUGCCAUGAUCGUAAUGAUUGUGAGGGAAGAAUAUCUGGAGUUUGGACUGGAAUCAGGUUUGAACAGCGUCUGUCAGAAUCUGGAACUUCUAAUGAAGCAGCAAGGCUGGCAGGUGUCGACUCCUUUCAUUAAACUUGCCUUCAAAAUUGCCUUGGUGGCACUUUGCUCUUUUCUUGGUGCCUGUCUGACAUUCCCUGGCUUACGUUUGGCUCAGACCCACCUUGAUGCUCUUAAUAUGGCAGCAGAUAGACCAAUGCUUCAGAUUUUACUUCAUGCCAGCUUUCUGCCUCCCGUCUUUGCUGUGGUUUUUGUGGAUUCGGCCAAUCACUAGAGACUUCCUCUUAAAUGCGCCAAUGGGAAAAGAGUCUGUUCAGCUUAUGUCGGACUCCACUUACAACACUUUCCGCCUGUGGAUCAUCGUGGUUUUUUGCCUCCUCCGUCUCUCCUUGACCCGCUACCAUUUGCAGGCCUACCUGGGACUGGCUGAUCGUUGGGUGGAGCAGAUGAAGAGGGAAGCGGGGCGAAUAUCUAUGGUGGAGAUCCAACGUAAAAUUUCCCGUAUCUUCUGCUAUCUCACGGUUGUAGCUCUCCAGUAUUUGGCUCCUAUUAUUCUUACCCUUCACUGCAUUCUCUUACUGAAAACAAUGGGUGGUCAUUCCUGGGGACUAUACCCAGAGGAGCCUGGGUUUACACCUGUUGUAGAUUCCUCUCCUGCACCUUCCAUAGUAUCCUCUGAAGAAGAAGAAGACACAGAGGAUGUUCAAAUUGCUGUGGAGCACAUAAUAGGAGCUCUUAGUGCUUUUCGAGAUAUCUUCUCUUCCAUUUUCUUUCGUGGCCUCUUCAGUUUUUUGACCUGGUGGGUCUCUGUCUGCCAAAUUGUCACCAGCCUGUUUGGACUGUAUUUUCACCAGUACUUAGGAGCUUCUUCCUAA